AUGCGUGCCACGUGUGAAGCUGGAAUGAACAUUGACGAAUCAAUGCUAAGUCGUACAGCUUGCAUGGAUAUGAAGACUGAAAUGAUCUAUGUUCUUGAUACCAGGGUACCUUUCUGCAAACUGCAGAUAAUGAAGGAAAUGCCAGUUGUUGCCUCUGUAUUCUGCGCUAGAACUAGAGGGUACAUUACAGCUGAGACGGUCUUCUCUGCUGUGAAUCGAGGCCAGCAAACGAUCUGGAAGUACCGCUGGUGUUUUCCCAUGGAGGAGAGCGAGGGUAACAGUUCAGCUGCAUUCCUCAUUCUGGAUUCACAUCAGACCAGUCCUUACACAAAACAGGAACUGCGAGGGAAGCUACAUGUCAAGGGAAUCACCACUGCAUCUGGUGAUCAAAAUGACAGGAUUAGGGUCAAGGAUCAGAAUUUGACACUUAUCUCCGAUACCCAGCAGACAUUGCUUCAUGGAAUUAUGUCAAGGAAUAUAUCAUUCUUCACUGUCAGAAAUCACUCAUCAGACAUGCGGCAUAAGGGCACUGGUUUGCGGACUGACGACAAUAAAGAACUGGAGAGCUCUGUGAAAGUGCCAGAUGCCUUCCUGAUAGAAGAGGCGGACUUCUGCCGGCGGCGUCCUCGCCUGCAGGUGAUCGCGUACGUCCACUCGGCCAUCAGCCGCGUGCAGGAGAGGCAGGAGACCCGCUCCACCUGGGCCAACGCCACGGCGUCUGGCCUCGGCGUCGACAUCGCCGCCGUGUUCAUGGUGGGACGAGCCAAGGGCGAGAGGGAGAGGCAGAUCGUUCAGGAAGAAAGCCAGCGCUACCAUGACAUCAUCCAGGUGAGAAUGCAGCACCACGAUUCCAGGCAGGGCGAUUACGUGGAUCAUUACCGCCAGCUGUCGCUGAAGGCGCUGUCGUCUCUUGCCUGGGUACAGCAUCACUGCCCUCAGGUUCCCUGGACGCUGCACGCAGACGACGAUGUUUUCAUUGACGUUUUCUUGAUGAAAGGCAUCUUGCAAGAUUUCCGAGCAGAAACUACGGAGGCGUUUUUGUGCAACAGCGAAUGGAGCCGGACGCAGCGCUCGGGGCGGUGGGCCGUCUCCCACGACGAUUUCCGCAACGACGAAUACCCAGUGUUCUGCAGCGGCGCCGCCUGGGUCCUGCCGACUCGACUUCUGCCACGGCUUCUGAGAGCGUCCCAGACGGCCCCCUUCCUGUGGGUAGACGAUGUUUACAUUACCGGAAUUUUGGCUAGACAUGCCGGCGUCACACAUCUUGGCACGGGUUACAAGGCCAAGCAUAUCCAGCCCUCAGAUGUUGGGGAUGUUAUGGUUUGGUAUAAUGUAAAAGAUGACAGAAGAAAAUGGUGGAAAAAAUUAACACGUUUCUAUAUGAAAACAUUAAAGAAAGAGUAAAAUCAAUGUAUAUUCUCCAUAAGAUUGCAGUUCAGCAUCAUCGUUAAGCCCUUAAUGGCUGUUAAAGUAUCUAUAUAAUCCCUGAUAUUCAAAUUUGCUCAAUGCAACACUAUUAUAUACCUAGGUGCAAUAAUCUGGGAGGUGGCAGUCGCUGAGAUGCGUCUGAUCUUCAUGAUAUAUUUAUGAGAAACUGACAGCUUUCCUUUUUGUUCUGUUUUUAUUUGCUCUGUAUAUAAUUUAGAUGUCCUAAUUAGGUUCAGUGUGUGUGUAUGCGUGUAAAAGCGAUUCAUUUCACAGUUUACAUCAACUUUGUCUAUACUGCUUAUGGUUA
Messenger RNA from Penaeus chinensis, 1735 nucleotides. Its product is annotated as lactosylceramide 1,3-N-acetyl-beta-D-glucosaminyltransferase A-like. The record is from RefSeq and is a predicted model, not a curated record. Bases 1 to 1404 code for a protein of 467 amino acids. NCBI's taxonomy places the organism in Eukaryota, Metazoa, Arthropoda, Malacostraca, Decapoda, Penaeidae. Gene Ontology annotation, cellular component: membrane. Gene Ontology annotation, molecular function: hexosyltransferase activity. The transcript is spliced from 6 exons.